AUGUAUCUUACAGGUCCUCCACGAUUGCCAAUAUGGGGAAGCUAUUGGCUAAUUUUAUUAGCAAAUUACAAAUUCCUGCACAUAGCGUUUAUGAAAAUAGCAAAAUUGUACAAAUCGAAGAUAAUUGGAUUUUAUGCCGGAGCCUUUCCGGGAGUGAUAGUUCAAGAUUAUGAGACCGUCAAAGAAGUAUUGAACAGGAGGGAAUUCGACGCCCGGAUGGACAUAAUUAUAGCCAGGAUGAGAGACCCCAGCCACAAUACAAGAGGCAUAUUUUUCACUGAUGGUCAAUUUUGGCACGAGCAGCGACGUUUUGCUUUGCGUUACAUGAGAGAUUUCGGAUUUGGGAGAAGGUGUCCAACAUUAGAAGCCAUGAUUAACGAGGAACUGAACGAUCUGAUUAAUUUAUUAAAGAAUGGACCCAUAGAAAAAGAUGAGGAUACAGUUUGCAAAAAUGGAUUAGUUUUAAUGCCGGAUAUAUUCUUUGUGGCGUUCAUGAAUUCUUUCAUGGCAGUAUUUUCGCGUGAAAGAUGGCCCAGAAGCAAACAUCAUGAAUUGAUUCGAGUAGCCAGAGGCGCAAUGAUCUUCCAAAGAGCAGGAGAUGACAUGGGCCGUGCGCUCUCUCAGACUCCUUGGUUAAGACAUUUAUUACCAAAUUUUUCAGGAUAUAAUGAAUUAAAAGAUGGUCAUGAAUUUAUAUAUGAUUUCAUGAAGCAAUGUGUGCAGAACGUGGUGGACACACAUCAGGACGGCGAUGAAAGAAACUUCGUUGAUAUAUAUUUGAAUGAAAUGCAUAAAAGGCAGCAGGAUCCAACGAUUGCAGAAAAAGACGGCAUCUCAUUUUCAAUUGAUCAGCUUAUAUUAGUAGGAGUCGAUUUUCUAUUUCCUACAACCACAGCUAUUGGUGCUCAAUUAUCAUAUUUAUUUUUCCAUCUGAUGUACAGACCAGAUGUCCAAGAAAAAAUCAGGAGGAAAUUGAGAGGGUCGUCGGAAGGGGCAGGCUGCCAAAUUUGGAUGACAGGCCACAGUAAUUACAUUUCCACAUAUUAA
Molecule: messenger RNA, 1047 nt
Organism: Ctenocephalides felis (cat flea)
Lineage: Eukaryota; Metazoa; Arthropoda; Insecta; Siphonaptera; Pulicidae
Product: probable cytochrome P450 304a1
Exons: 5
Coding region: 1-1047 (348 amino acids)
Molecular function (GO): heme binding; monooxygenase activity; oxidoreductase activity, acting on paired donors, with incorporation or reduction of molecular oxygen
Source: RefSeq, a predicted model, not a curated record